Molecule: messenger RNA, 438 nt
Organism: Dentiscutata heterogama
Lineage: Eukaryota; Fungi; Glomeromycota; Glomeromycetes; Diversisporales; Gigasporaceae
Source: the annotation of a GenBank genome assembly
GCAGCACGAUGGGAAUCUUCUUCUAUUGUUAACAUAUACUUUCCUAACGAUGCAUUCAUUAACGAAAAUGGAGAAGCAAUUGGAAGAGGAUGGUAUGAAUCAAGUUUACAACUUGGACGUAUUGUUAUUGGUAAAGGAUUGAUCAUAGGAUAUGGUGGUAAAGAGAUCAUUCUUGAGAAUUAUGAAAUACUUUGUGGUAAUGAUGAAUACUUCCAGUGGAUUAAACGUCAUGGACCUUAUAAACCAGCGUUAUUCAUUGUACCUCUUGAAGCAGGUCAUGAAUCGGAUCAACGAGAACUAUAUGUAGCAAGAACGCUGCAUAACGGGCAUUAUAUUUAUGGAAAAGCUGGUUGGCAUUUGAAGCAGGGAAUGAGUUAUGCUAUUGACAAACGAGAGUUUUGUGCAAAAGAUUACGAAAUUUUAACCAUUAGCAAAUGA